UACGUCCGUCAGCUUGCCAAAUUAAAGAAAUAAUCAUUUGUCCACAAGCAAUCAUGAAUUCAACACGUGUAUGCAUCUUUUUCGCUUGCAUAUCUUUUAUAGCUGGUCAAACUCUGAGGAGUAUAUUUACGAAACAUUUUGUUAUAGAAGAUUACCGCUGUAGCAAUGAGACACAAGUCGCAUUUAAUAAAAGUGCCAUUUACCGGUAUCUCAGGUGUAUUGGUGAUUGUGGAAGAAUGAGUUCCUGUAUGAGUGUUCUAUACGAUCUUGAGACCUUGUCAUGCAUUGGUUGUAACAAUGUCAUAAGCGUGGAAGACACAGUAGAAAAUUCAACUUUGAUGGCUUUUCAAAAACAAGUCGGAUUUACACCUACGCCGACAACAACGACUACGGCUCUUCCUGCAUUCUCAUGCCCGCCCGACGAUUCUAUUUUUAGAACAGUACAAUUGUCCGAUGGGGAGCAUUUCACUUACAAGGUGAUUAAGACGUUUGUGACACAGUGGGAUGCUAGGGCAGCGUGUAACGCCCUUGGUGGAUUCCUUGCUCGCGUGAAAACUGUUGCCAAAAUGAACAUGCUUCUGGAUCUUGUCAGGAAUUGUUCAGGCUACAAUGUUGCCGAAUACUAUGUUGAUGGAAGCAAUGCAAAUGCUACAGAUUAUUAUUGCACCAGGGGCGUGGACGUUUGUGGACGGAGACCCAGUCACUAUGUCGGCAGACUUUUGGGGGCACACGGAUAUCCAAAUAACCCAAACAUUCAACAUUGCUUACGCAUGCAAAAUGCAACUGCAAACUACAAGUUUGAUGAUUGCUUAUGUGCCCUUGUAUGCUACUAUAUUUGUGAAAAAUAG
Messenger RNA from Ruditapes philippinarum (Manila clam), 848 nucleotides. RefSeq lists its product as uncharacterized. The coding region runs from base 54 to 848 and encodes 264 amino acids. Lineage: Eukaryota; Metazoa; Mollusca; Bivalvia; Venerida; Veneridae. The transcript has 4 exons. The record is from RefSeq and is a predicted model, not a curated record.